AUGGGUUGCGUCUCAUCGAACCUCCUGAAUCACGACGACGAUUUCCCUCAGAUCGGCGGUAGCUCCGCCUUUGGCAACCACAUCGUCAAGCUAACCUCCACCACCUAUGGUCUCCUCACUCUCGACCCUCCUCCUUCUCCUCCUAUGACUCCGCCUGAGAAAUUCACCAUCGGUGCGGAAUCAAAGUCACUCUGGUCUGAGCCAAGGAUAAUCAAGUCUGAGCCGGAGGUUAUCAACUCCUGGGAGCUAAUGUCUGGCCUCGACGGCGAGAGUUUCCGAUUCUCGCCUCUCCCGAAAACUCCGGUGAAGUACAAAAUCUUCGGCGGAGAAAACAAAGAGAAUUCGGAUCCUAAUCGGAGAAGCCCUAGAAAAUCUUUGAACGACGAGAUCCUGAAACCGCUCGGAGAGAAAUCCGAGAGGAUCUGUUCUCCAGGAGGAGAGAUUUCGGAUCCCAAUCGGAGAAUCCCUAGAAAGUCUUUCAACAGCGAGAAUCUGAAAUUCGCGGAGAAAUUCGAGAGGAUUUGUCCUCCGGGAGGAGAGAACCGCGUGGUGAUCUAUACGACGUCGUUGCGCGGCGUGCGUCGGACAUUCGAGGCUUGUAACGCAGUGAGAGCGGCGGUGGAGAGUUCCGGUGUAGUGAUCUGCGAGAGAGACGUGUCGAUGGACAGAGGAUUCAAAGAAGAGCUCGCGACUCUAAUGGCGAAGCGAGUUAGUAACAACGACGACGACGACGCAUUGCCGCCUAGGGUUUUCGUGAAGGGAAUGUACCUCGGUGGAGCAGAGCAAGUGUUGAGACUAGUCGAAGAAGGCUCUUUCGGAGAGCUGAUUCGUGGGAUACCGAUAAAGAAUGCUGGAGGCUGCGGCGGCGGAGAUGGAGACGGUGCUUGUGAUGGAUGCGGCGGUUUGUUUUUCUUGCCGUGUUUCCGGUGUAACGGAAGCUGUAAAGUGGUGAAUGGUUGGAGAAGCUCCGCCGUGGUUGUGAGAUGUACCGAGUGUAACGAGAACGGUCUUGUUCCAUGCCCAAUUUGCAGCUAA
This is a messenger RNA of Microthlaspi erraticum, 1035 nucleotides long. The record is from the annotation of a GenBank genome assembly. NCBI's taxonomy places the organism in Eukaryota, Viridiplantae, Streptophyta, Magnoliopsida, Brassicales, Brassicaceae.